Phymastichus coffea is the source of this 5568-nucleotide messenger RNA. RefSeq lists its product as uncharacterized. Gene Ontology annotation, molecular function: serine-type endopeptidase inhibitor activity. The record is from RefSeq and is a predicted model, not a curated record. The transcript is spliced from 5 exons. Lineage: Eukaryota; Metazoa; Arthropoda; Insecta; Hymenoptera; Eulophidae. Bases 1 to 5568 code for a protein of 1855 amino acids.
AUGACGUGUAAACGACAAUUGCUGGUGCUGCUAGCGGCCUUGCUGGUCAGCAGUAGCGCGAGUCUGGAUUCGAGUCGCGCUGACAUCACGGCAACCCUGAAGAACCCGCUACCAAGCGUAACGAUCGACGAGCCGGGCGCAAGGAAGAAAGUGCAAUCGGCCAGUGGCAGCGUGAUCACGGAGCAGCGCGGUCGCCAACCGCCGGGUUCGCCCGCCAAUCUUUUCACGCCCGACGAGUUCCAGUUUUACACGCUCAACGGCAAUGGCCAACUGGUUAUGAAGCAGAUGACCAAGCAGCAGAUUCAGGGCAUGAUUGCUGCCAGUGGCACUGGGCUGCCUGUCGAUAUGGGUCAUCACCACACCAAACUACCCGAAGGCGAGCCUAAGGUCGCCGACGUGGUUCAAAACGUGCAAAAUGUGCUGAAAGGCGAGUUAAGUAAGCCCGUGCCGGCACACACUUCGGGCACGUCAUCGAUACCCGGCAGCGUCAACAGCCAAUGGACGAACUUGCUGCCCUACAUAUUGUCCGGCGGCACGGUCGACCAACAAGACAUAACGCAAGACACGAGCAUGAUUUUACCAACGCUGGACGUGCAAUCGUCUGGUUACGUGGACAUCGUGCCCCUGCACAAUGGCAAACCGGUCGACGACGGCUACGAACCGGCCAAUCACGUGCAGAUACCAGCAGCAGCUUCCCGACCAACGCUCCUGGGUAACAUGGCCUUGGACAGUGGGAUUUUAGGCGAACAAGAGAGCCACCCGACCAAGAGGAGGCCAACGCGACCGACGUUGGACGAGGCUAAGAACUCGUCGAAACCCACCUUGUACAUCCCGCUGUCCGUGUCGUCCUCGUUGUUGGCUGACUCGCAACUCAAGGAUCAGUACGCUGGCAUCGAUCUCAGCAAGCUAGCCGUUCACGCUGCAAGACCAAGCCAGCAGAACGCGACGACAACAACGCAGAAGAGCACCGACUACGCUGAUUCCGAGAGCGCCGGAUUCAUCAGGCUGCCGACGAUCCAGGUGCCCGUGAUCGAGGCUGAUCAAUCGAGCACCAAGUCGCCGCAGAAAAUACCGGUUUACCAGAUCCUGCCGACGAUAUCGCCCCUCGCCGCGACUACCAAGGACUCGUACUCGUCGAAGCUCAACGUCGGCCCAAUGGGUGGAUUCAAAAAGCCGAGUACAGGUCAACGACCAACCUCGUCUUACCGGCCGAUUUACGAGCCAGUAACCCUCCGCCCGGUUUACGAGGCGACCAGCCGUCGGCCAGUCUACGAGCCAGCGACCAAAGUGACGCAGCGUCCGACCACUGGCAAAGCUUCCGCGGCGUCGCUCUACGAAUUGGCUACCAAGCCGAGCACGACUGCCACUGCUGCCAUCGGCGCGAGCUUCGAGUUACCGGAGAAAACCGGAGUCGACGGAGUUCAGCUAGAGACGACGGAAUCUAUCAAGGUAGAGGAAGAUAGCGUCGCGACGACCACCCUUGUCUACGACACCAGCGAGAGAUCGACGCGGAGGCAGACGCAGUUCGUCGAGGUGACGACGAACGAGGUACCGUACACGACAACGGAGCCCGAAGCAGCUGCGACCUCGAGCGACGGUUACGAGCCGAUCGCUACCGACAAACAGACCGACAAGAAAACACCAACCGAGCAGACGCAAUCGUGGACCGAGGUUGAAACUACUGUGCGCUUCGUAUCUGAAACGACCUCCAAGUACGACGAUACAAAGGAGACUAGCUCCAAGGCCGAGUACGUCGAUUUCACAACCACGAGCAAGCUGCAAGCUACCGAAAAGGAUUACGACAUACCGACUGUUCCGCCGAUGCUGUCGGAGUCGAUCAACUCGAUCAUCGGCAGUAUCGAGUCGAAACCCAUGUUCCACGAGAGCGACGUGGCCGGAGAAACGACCUUUGAGAAUAAGACUGAAUUCACCACCACUGAGUCUGCGACUACUGUGAAUCCGCCGGCUAAAUUGUCGACGCUGCCGGUCAGCUCGACGAGUCAGCGGAGGACCGAGUCUUCGAAUUAUCAUCACGAUGCCACUGUGGAGCCGACAAUCGGCGCUGCCCUCAGUACCAACAACAAUAGCCAAACCGAAGUUGAGUCGAAACAUAAGAUCGCGGUAACGACGCAAACGUACCUUAAGAGGAAAGAACCAGUGUCAGAGGAGGAAGUGUCCACUGUCAAAGUUAUUCCGAUAUACGACGACGACGACGACGACGACGACGACGACGACGACAACACGUUGAUCUUCACUCUGCCAGCCAAUUCCUCGACGAAAAUCGCGGGUGCAAUCGGGGCUAAGCUCCCGGGAAGAACUGAAUCGAAAUCGGCCAGCACAACGCAAAGCAGCCCGGCGCAAGAAGCUAGCUUAAUCGGCUUGGAGGAGACUUUUAACAAUUACAUGAAAGAGCAUUACGAUACGAAAUCGGCAACCACGGGAAAUUACGAUGACAUCUCGCACAUGACGACGUUCCCCACCAGCGUUGAGAAAGCUUCGUCGAACGACAAGAACAAGUUGCCCGUUCUGCUCAAGACCGAUUCCCUGAAACUGGACUCGAGCACGAGUGACCUCAGUAGCGAGCUGCCUGCUACGAUUGCAAUCGAAUCCACCAGUCCAAGUAUCGUCGAGACUGAAACGAGAUUAUCAGAUGAGAAUAAAACAAGCAAAGUGGAAACUCCCAUAAUCUUUUUGGACGUGUCGAGUCCUCAACCCGAAAAACAAAUAACGCUUGGCAAUGUAAUAAGUAACUCGACGCUCACGAGAAUCAAAACUAAUAAUCCCGUAGCUGAAGCCAAUAAAAUUCUGUUGGAUACAUCUGUCACCACUAACAGGCCAUCGACGGUGCAAUAUACUCUGCCGAGCGAAAGUCAACCGGCAAACAACAUCGCUAGCGGAAUUAUAGCAGGAUACCCGACUUACGGUCAAGGCAAACCAAUCACGGAUUACGCGACAAUUAGCACGGACAACAUCAAAGUGGCAGACAACAGGAAGAAACAGCAGCAGCAGCAGCAGCCGCAAGAUCAAGGCAAAAUCGUUAGUUACCAGAAAGUACAACAAACGACCUUGUUACCAGACAACGACAGCGACAGCGACAGCGACAGCGACAGCGACAACGACAACGACAACGACAACGACAACGCUACCGCUAUUAAUGCAGAAACUACCACUUAUCAGAGCGCUAAUUACGAGUAUUUCACUCAAAUACCAUUUGAAUCGUUACCGAUUGUUCGAAAGGCAACCAGCACGUUAGCGCCAAGCGUUCAUCCAUUGAACGAUCCACCAUUAGAAAAGAUCAGCGAUCUGAUUAACCAGCUGCAAAAUACACCAGCUAAUCGUAAUUCCAACGGAAUCGCAACGACUAUCGUUCCUCUAGACAAAUUCGAGACGAUUAUGAGUGACAGUAACACGACCCCAGCAGAUGACAUUCUCACCACCGUUAUCGAUAACAUCGGUAAGCCCUCGCCAGAGCCACAAAAUACCACGUACGUUACAGCACAGGCCCUUACAUCGAGCAAAGCUCACCAGACUAGCACGCAAUCUCUGACUCAGUUCACGACAACGGCGGUAACUAUCGCGAAGAAGUUAACUACCGAGAGACCGAUGAUCGUAUCGAAUACGACGAUCGCCGAUGCUAAGACAGUGAUGGCGGUUGUUAAGCAAUCCAUCACCGGACGACCUCACGCCGCGUCGACGUACAGCACCACCAAAUCCUCGAUCGACAAGAUCCAAUCGACGAUAGACAAGUCUGCGGGCAGAAUCAAUCUUGAGGAGGAGAAGACGAAGGCGCCACUCGUCAGGCCCACCGAACCGUCCAAAUUUACCAUGAAGAAUAAACUUCAUUACAGUACUUUGAGGAGACCGUCGAUCGGUGAUUUACAUCAGACGUACACUAGGAAAGCGACCAAGCCAGUUCUCAGGGCUACCAGCCCAACGUCGACAACGUCGGCAACGACCAAUAAGCCGAUCAGCGACUCCAAGGAGAACGACAAGUGGACCCUCGUCCCCCAAAAAGUCGUAGCCGAUCAAAGCGAAGAGAUCAGGAAAGUAGCAGUGAAAGAAAGCGUUUUACCAGCGCCUCCAGCGAAUUCACCAAUAGUGACGCUGGAUCACGCGAAAGGUGCGAUCGGUCUCGAUCAGAGUAACAAAGAUUUAGACAGUGACGUCGCUGAAUUUCUGAGCAUGUGCAACGAGCUGUCCUUCAAGUUCUGGACGCUGGCAAACACUGGCUUGAGCUCGUCGAGAUCAGUGACGAUGUCGCCGUUCGGCAUGCUGAGCACCUUAGCGAUGAUCUUUUUGGGCGCCAGAGGACUCACGUCCAACGCGAUGAACGAUAUUCUCAAGCUCGACGACGUGGUGACGUUCAAUCCACACCUGGUCUUUCAAAACAUUACCGACGCCGUCACCUUGGCGCGUGGCCAGGGUAUUGAGAAUGCUGCUUUCGUCCGAGCGUUGUUCGCCGACCGCUUGAAGGUGCGCAAAAUCAUGCCGUUUUACAAGGAGCAAGCUCAGCAGUUUUACGAGGGCGCCGUGGUGGAUGUCAACUUCUCCACUGCUGGUGACAUACUCAGGCGGCGAACGAACCUGCUGAUCAGGAAGCAAACCGGCGGAAGGAUCAAGGAUUUCGUGAAGGGUCACGCCGUGUCUUUGAGAUCGCCUCUGACCGCACUGUCGGCCAACGUAUUUCAAACCAGUUGCGACAGUCCGGAGGCCAACUCGGAAGGUCGUGACGGAGAGAUGUACUUUGCGGUAGCGCAAACAGUCAAGCAACGUAAGCUCGUGCCGAUACCAGCGGUCGUCUGGAAGUCUGGCGUCUCGGCCGGCUACGAACCGAGUCUCGACGCAACUGCCGUGGCUCUAGGUGAUCCCAAGAGGCCCGUGUCCUUGAUUAUGGUGAUGCCGGGCCAGCAGGGUCUCACUGCGGCGGGUGACAAUCUCGAGAGAUUGGAAUUCCGGCUUUUUGGCAACCCGAGCGACAAUGCACUGGAGAAAUUGCUGAAGGUUAUAAUUCCGAGGAGGGUUGAGUUGCAAAUGCCCAAGUUUAGCCAGCGUUCGAUACUCAACGUUUCUUCCACGCUGAAGAGGAUGGGAUUUGACCUGUUGCUCACCAAGACUGCCGAUCUCAAGGGCAUCAAUGGAGCUGGUCACGACCUCUAUCUUGCAGAGAUGAUUCAGAUGAAUCUGUUCUGCACGUGUGGGGACGAUAACAAAGCUGGUGUACGACACUUGGCAGAGACCUACCCAGGUACACCGCCGAGACACACCCGAGCUUGGGAGUUACUCAAAAAUAACAACGAACAGCAACAAAGCAGCGAUUCGAGCGAUUGCGAAGACGAAGAUCCAUCCGAGGAAGCAAUAGAGUCGAGUGAUAUUAGACAAAAGAUCCAAAAGAGCCGAUUACGUUGGUUUACUUCGUCGCGACGUCGAAGGUGUCGAAAUAAACGACAAGCUGAACAACCAGAGAGGCCACGAAUGAAGAUGGACAAGCCUUUCCUGUACUUGAUUAGACACAAUCUUAGCGGACUGAUACUGCACAUGGGACGAUUCAAUCCGAAGAAUCAGUCCUAA